AUGAGCUUUUCCAUCUCCUCCCACCUAUCGCCGACGCCUAGCGACCGCGACGCCGUCGUCGACGCCAUUGCGCGGUGCGUCUGCGGCCUCGACACGGCCGACCGCGCGCUCUUCCAGUCGGCCUUUACCGCCGACGCCGUCUUCGACCUCAACGGCGCGCUGCUGCGGGGCAUGGACGAGAUCAUGACGCAGUGCUUUGACAUUGUCUCCAAGCUGGACACGACGCACAUGACGAGCAACGUGCGGACGACGUUUGCGGCCGACGGGCGGUCGGCGACGACGACGGCGACGGGCGUGGCGUAUCAUUACCGCGCGGGCGCGGGGCUGGCCAUGGAGAACGGCGGGCACACGGAGCGGCUGGUGGUGGGGAGCCUGUACUCGAUUGACCUCGUCAAGGCCGAGGACGAGGGAGAGGCGGCGCUGUGGAAGGCCAAGACGUGGAGGCUCAAGAGCGUCUGGACGCAGGGUGACUGGGCCGUCAUGGGCGCGUUGCCGGGGGAUAGAGGGACGGAGGCUGCAAAGUGA
This is a messenger RNA of Akanthomyces muscarius, 525 nucleotides long. RefSeq lists its product as uncharacterized. Bases 1 to 525 code for a protein of 174 amino acids. NCBI's taxonomy places the organism in Eukaryota, Fungi, Ascomycota, Sordariomycetes, Hypocreales, Cordycipitaceae. The record is from RefSeq and is a predicted model, not a curated record. The transcript has a single exon.